GUUCCCUCUGAUCAAGGGGACAUGGCUCUGAAGAUGAUGAGGCUGGUGACUCAGCAGGAGUAGCUGAGCUGAGCUGGCUGGGCCUGGAGACGCUGGAGCAGAGCCUGGGAUGCAGACGCUCAUGCAGCAAGUACUGUUCUUCCCUGACCCUAAUGUGGGACAUGACUGUGAGGGCUCAUAGCAUCUCCCACACACCAUAAGAUUGUGGCUCGUGUGUCAACUUGGAAAUCAUCUCUGAGUCUUAAAAAGUGUUAAAUUUUUAAAAUUGGACUUAUUUUAAUCAAAAUGAAGAAUUGCAAUAGAUCAGCUUCUAUUAUAAGCAAAUGAUAGCUCUUGCCUGUAAAUCCCAACACUUGAGAAGUGGAAACAAGAGGACCGGAAGUUCAAGGUCAUCCUCAACUACACUGUAAAUUCAAAGCUGGCCUGCGGUAAUGAGACCCCAUCUCGAAAAAAGAAAAUAUGAUUUGUAGAAAAGAAAGUGGGAGAAACACAUAGAAAAUAACCCCCAGAGCCUGUGCCUGAAGGUCUUUUAUCUGCCAUAUAUACGUAUAUAUUUUUUACAAAAAUGCAAUCAGCACUCUAUGUUAUUUUGCUGUAUACUUUGUUCACGUGUCAACAUGUCUUACACUGAUUUUCCUGCCAGUAAAUGUUCUAUGAUAUUUUUAA
This is a messenger RNA of Nannospalax galili (Upper Galilee mountains blind mole rat), 666 nucleotides long. Its product is annotated as retinoid-inducible serine carboxypeptidase. Gene Ontology annotation, biological process: proteolysis. The record is from RefSeq and is a predicted model, not a curated record. Lineage: Eukaryota; Metazoa; Chordata; Mammalia; Rodentia; Spalacidae. Gene Ontology annotation, molecular function: serine-type carboxypeptidase activity.